UUCGGGACAAACGGAGCCGCCACGAUGGCCCUCUCGCGGCGGAGACUCUGGCCGGCCCUCGUGGCCUUCGUCGCCAGCAUCACCAUCGAGCCGAUGCUCUUCGCCAGGAACGUCGCCCUGUACGGCAUGAGCGUCAUCCGGGAGAACCUGAAGCUCGACCGCUUCUGUCGGUUGACGCUGAACCGCACGCAGGACGAGUGCGCGCACAUGAACGACGGCGAGCACGACGACCUGCAGGUGGCGGUGCAGAAGCUGGACAACGCCUUCAUCCUGUUCGAGAGCCUCGUGGGCUCGCUGGUGCCCAUCCUGCUGGUCGUGUUCAUCGCCUCGUGGAGCGACCGCCGCGGCAGGAAGGUCCCCCUCGUGAUCUCGCUCAGCGGCAGCGCCCUCUACGCCGCCGUGUACCUGCUUGAAGCCGUGAACCCGUCGUGGCCGCCCGAGGUGCUGCUGCUGGCGUCCUUCCUGCAGAGCGUGGGCGGCGGCUGGGUGCUCUUCUUCAUGGCCGCCUACAGCUACAUCGCCGACCACUCGAGCGGCGAGUCCCGCACGCUGCGCCUGACCGUCAUGAGCGCCAUCUGGCAGCUGGGCGGCCCGGCCGGCACCGCCCUCGCCGCCUGGCUCUUCGACGUGGGCGGCUACGCAUGGGUGUUCGGGCUCAGCCUGGCGCUGUACGUGCUGUGCCUGCUGUACACACUGCUCGUGGUGCGGGACAAGGCGCCCGGGCCGGCGGAGGGGCGGCCGCGGGCGCAGGCGGGGGGCGGCGGCCCUUGCGACGUGCGCAACAUCCUGGAUCUGUUCCGCGCCUGCUUCAGGAGGCGGCCGGGGCGUGGGCGCCUGCACCUGCUGCUGGCCAUGACGUUCAUGCUGGGCGCCUACAGCUCCGGCGCCCACAACAUGUACCUGUGGACGCGGCGGGUGCUCGGCUGGGGCUCCGACCAGUACAGCCUGUACUCCACCGUGAACCAGCUGUGCCAGCAGGGCGUCAUGCUCCUGACGGCGCCCCUGCUGCGCCGUCUCAGGGUCCACGACUGCGUGGUGGGCGCGGGGGCGGCGCUGGUCAACAUGCGCGCAGCUCACGACCUUCGGCCUGACACGACGCCCGCCAGGGCUGGGUCCUGUACGCCUUCGUGCUCCUGCCGACCGGCCUCGUCGGCGUCACCAUCAGGGCCGUCCUCUCGAAGCUAUGUUCCGGGGACGAGGUGGGUCGUGUGUUCUCCAUGCUGGCAAUCCUGGAGAUCUUCUGGCGUUAUAUUGCUAUGUUCCGGAGACGAGGUGGGUCGUGUGUUCUCCAUGCUGGCAAUCCUGGAGAUCUUCUGGCCUAUUGUGGACAGUCUUAUCUUCACCAGCGUGUACGGGGCGACCAUUGCCUACUACCCUUCCUACGAGCAUUUUGUGGCCGCUGGAUUCUCCUUCUACGUCUUCGCUGGGUUCUUGGCGAUAAAGGAGGUACUUAUGAAGCUGGUAUCAGCUGAGGAGGGUCGCUACGAUGAGCGUCACGAGAGGUUGCGGGCUCCUAGGAUGGUUGAGUGUGGUAAAGAAAACGGUGAUGAUGAUGACGAAGAUGAAAAUGAAGAUAAAAAUGAGGACAAAGAGGACGGCAAUGAUGAUAACAUUAACAAUUCUCCCAAAAACUAUGACGAUGAUACUGAUACAGCGAAAUGCGUAGGGUUUACUGAAUUUCACUAG
This is a messenger RNA of Penaeus vannamei (Pacific white shrimp), 1686 nucleotides long. The record is from RefSeq and is a predicted model, not a curated record. NCBI's taxonomy places the organism in Eukaryota, Metazoa, Arthropoda, Malacostraca, Decapoda, Penaeidae.